CCGCCGCCGCUCGCUGUGUCGGUGCGGGGCCGCCGCCGCUCGCAGCCCCCCCCACCUCCCUCCUUCCUCCUCCUCUCUUCUUUUUCCUCCUCCUCCUCCUCCUCCUCCCGCCGCACCGCCCCGCCGCGGGGGGGCGCCCCGCGCCAUGCCGGCCAAGCGGCCCUUCGAGCGGCUCCCCGCCGACGUCAGCCCCCUCAACUACGGGCUGUGCCUCAAGCCCGACCUCAUCGACUUCACCUUCGAGGGCAAGCUGGAGGCCGCCGUGCAGGUGAAGCAUGCAACCAACCAGAUUGUGAUGAACUGCGCUGAUAUCGACAUCAUUACAGCUUCCUAUGCGCCAGAAGGGGACGAAGAGGUACAUGCCACGGGGUUCAACUAUCAAAAUGAGGAUGAGAAGGUUACCCUCUCCUUUCCCAGCACCCUUCAGAAAGGGACGGGAACGCUGAAGAUAGACUUCGUAGGGGAGCUGAACGAUAAAAUGAAAGGGUUUUACCGAAGUAAAUACACCACCCCCACUGGAGACACGCGCUAUGCUGCUGUCACUCAGUUUGAGGCUACUGAUGCUCGCAGAGCUUUCCCUUGCUGGGAUGAGCCUGCUAUUAAGGCAACUUUUGAUAUUUCACUGGUGGUUCCUAAAGACAGAGUAGCUUUGUCAAAUAUGAAUGUCAUUGACCGGAAGCCCUACCCGGAUGACGAGAACCUAGUGGAAGUCAAGUUUGCUCGCACCCCCAUCAUGUCGACGUAUCUGGUGGCAUUCGUGGUGGGAGAAUACGACUUCGUCGAGACCCGGUCCCUCGACGGCGUCUUAGUGCGUGUUUACACUCCCGUGGGCAAGGCCGAGCAAGGAAAGUUUGCAUUAGAGGUUGCUGCUAAAACUCUGCCUUUUUAUAAGGAUUACUUCAAUGUUCCUUACCCUCUUCCUAAAAUUGAUCUCAUAGCUAUUGCAGAUUUUGCUGCCGGUGCCAUGGAGAACUGGGGCCUUGUUACUUAUAGGGAGACCGCGUUGCUCAUUGACCCCAAAAAUUCCUGUUCUUCAUCUCGCCAGUGGGUUGCUCUGGUUGUGGGACACGAACUUGCUCAUCAGUGGUUUGGAAACCUCGUGACCAUGGAAUGGUGGACCCAUCUUUGGCUGAACGAGGGCUUUGCCUCCUGGAUCGAGUACCUGUGCGUCGACCACUGCUUUCCGGAGUACGACAUCUGGACUCAGUUUGUUUCUGCUGAUUACACGCGAGCUCAGGAGCUCGAUGCCUUAGACAACAGCCAUCCUAUCGAAGUUAGCGUUGGCCAUCCAUCCGAAGUAGAUGAAAUAUUUGAUGCUAUUUCUUACAGCAAGGGGGCAUCUGUAAUCCGAAUGCUGCACGACUACAUUGGUGAUGAGGACUUUCGGAAAGGAAUGAAUUUAUAUUUAACCAAGUUCCUGCAGAAGAAUGCAGCCACAGAGGACCUCUGGGAAAGCCUGGAAAAAGCUAGUGGUAAACCUAUUGCUGCUGUGAUGAAUACAUGGACCAAACAAAUGGGAUUUCCGCUCAUUUAUGUGGAAGCUGAACAGCAAGAAGACGACAAAGUCUUGAAGUUAGUCCAGAAGAAAUUCUGUGCCAGUGGACCAUAUGCUGGGGAGGAUUUCCCUAUGUGGAUGGUCCCCAUAAGCAUUUGUACAAGCGAUGACCCCACCAGUGCCAAAAUGCAAGUGCUGAUGGACAAGCCAGAGCUGACCUUGGUUUUGAAAGAUGUUAAACCAGACCAGUGGGUGAAGCUGAACCUGGGAACAGUGGGCUUCUACCGCACGCAGUACAGCCCCGACAUGCUGGAGAGUUUAAUACCAGCCAUCAAAGACCUCUCCCUCCCCCCCGUGGACAGGCUCGGCCUGCAGAACGAUCUUUUCUCUCUGGCCCGAGCUGGAAUCAUUAGCACUGUAGAGGUUCUAAAAGUCAUGGAAGCUUUUGUGAAUGAGCCCAAUUACACUGUGUGGAGCGAUCUCAGCUGUAACCUGGAGAUUCUCUCAACUCUCUUAUCCCACACAGACUUCUAUGAGGAAAUCCAGGUGUUCGUGAAAGAUGUCUUUUCACCAAUAGGGGAGAGACUGGGAUGGGACCCCAAACCUGGAGAGGGUCAUCUUGAUGCCCUUCUGAGAGGUCUGGUGUUGGGCAAACUAGGAAAAGCUGGGCACAAGGCAACAUUAGAAGAAGCCCGACGCCGGUUUAAAGAGCACGUGGAAGGAAAAAACAUCCUGUCUGCUGAUCUGAGGAGCCCUGUCUACGUCACUAUUUUGAAGCACGGAGACAGUACUACUCUAGACACCAUGCUCAAGCUUCACAAGCAAGCAGACAUGCAGGAGGAGAAGAACCGAAUCGAGCGCGUUCUCGGAGCCAUCUCCCAGCCAGAACUGAUUCAAAAAGUUCUCACCUUUGCACUUUCAGAAGAGGUACGUCCCCAGGACACGGUGUCUGUCAUCGGAGGAGUGGCAGGAGGCAGCAAGCAGGGGAGAAAAGCUGCUUGGAAGUUUGUACGGGACAACUGGGAGGAGCUUUAUAAUCGAUACCAAGGUGGAUUCUUGAUAUCCAGACUAAUAAAGCUCACAGUGGAUGGGUUUGCAAACGAUAAAAUGGCUGCGGAAGUCAAGGCUUUCUUCGAGAGCCACCCGGCCCCAUCCGCGGAGCGCACCGUCCAGCAGUGCUGCGAGAACAUCCUGCUCAACGCCACCUGGCUCAAGCGGGACAGCGAGGACAUCCACCAGUUCUUCCUGCAGCGCAGGGCCCCCCCCCCACCGGCCACCACG
Molecule: messenger RNA, 2776 nt
Organism: Numida meleagris (helmeted guineafowl)
Lineage: Eukaryota; Metazoa; Chordata; Aves; Galliformes; Numididae
Gene: NPEPPS
Product: aminopeptidase puromycin sensitive
Exons: 23
Biological process (GO): proteolysis; peptide catabolic process
Cellular component (GO): cytoplasm
Molecular function (GO): peptide binding; zinc ion binding; metalloaminopeptidase activity
Source: RefSeq, a predicted model, not a curated record